AUGGCCGGAAAGGGGGAAGGACGGGCGAUCGGGAUCGAUUUGGGCACGACGUAUUCGUGCGUGGCAGCAUGGCAACGCAACCGCGUUGAGAUCAUAGUCAAUGAUCAGGGCAACCGCACCACACCUUCUUACGUCGCUUUCACCGACGACGAGCGUCUCAUCGGAGAAGCUGCCAAGAAUCAAGUCUCUAAUGCUCCAUCUAACACUGUUUUUGAUGCAAAGAGGCUGAUUGGCCGUGAAUUCAAUGAUCCAAUGGUUCAAAGUGACAUAAAACUAUGGCCAUUCAAGGUCAUUCCUCACUCCACCGACAACAACAAGCCUAUGAUAGUACUCUCAUACAAAGGAGAGGAGAAACAGUUUUCAGCCGAGGAGAUCUCUUCAAUGGUGCUCUCCAAGAUGAAGGAUAUCGCCGAGGCCUAUCUUGGUUCAUCUGUCAAGAUUGCUGUCGUGACUGUACCUGCUUAUUUCAAUGACUCUCAGCGUCAGGCAACCAUGGAUGCUGGAACUAUUGCUGGCAUAAAUGUUGUUAGGAUCAUCAAUGAGCCUACUGCUGCAGCCAUGGCAUACGGUCUAGAUAAAGGUGGUAAUGUGGCUAAGAAUGUGCUGAUUUUCGACCUUGGUGGUGGCACGUUUGAUGUGUCAGUGGCCGCGAUUGAGGCAGACUUCAUUGAAGUGAAGGCAAUUGCUGGAGAUACUCAUCUUGGGGGGCAAGACUUUGACAGUAGGAUGGUGGAUCAUUUCGUGAAAGAGUUUGAAAGGAAGAAUAAUAAGGAUAUUAGCGGAAAUCCAAGAGCUAUUAGGAGACUGAGGAGUGCUUGUGAAAGAGGCAAGAGGAUGCUUUCUUCCACUUCCCAAACUAAUAUUGAGAUUGAAUCUUUGUUUGAGGGGAUUGAUCUGUUUUCUACCAUCACUCGUGCUAGAUUUAAUGAGCUCAACAUGGAUUUGUUCAACAAGUGUAUGGAACUGGUUGAGAAAUGCGUGAGUGAUGCAAAGGUGGAGAAGAGCAAAGUGGAUGAGGUGGUGUUGGUUGGCGGGUCGAGUAGGAUUCCAAAGGUGCAGGAGAUGUUGAAGGAGAUUUUCAAUGGGAAGGAGGCGAGCAAGAGCAUUAAUCCAGAUGAAGCUGUGGCGUAUGGUGCUGCAGUGCUGGCUGCCCAGUUGAGUGGUGAAGACGAUGAGAAGGUGCAGAAUGUGGUUGUUUCGGAUGUCACUCCUUUGUCUAUUGGUGUUAGAACUGUUGGAGAUGUGAUGUCAGUAUAUAUUCCACGGAAUGCACCAAUCCCAACAAGGGUGGAGAGUAUUGAGACGACGUCCCGGGACAAUCAGACGAGUGUAGAGUAUAUGGUGUACGAGGGCGAAAGAAGCAAGUGUCUUGAUAACAAUCUGCUAGGUGAAGUCUUGCUCUUCGGCUUUCCAGCUGCGCCCAGAGGUGUUGCUAAAUUCAAAGUAUGCUUCGACAUCAAUAAGAAUGGGAUCUUGAAAGUGUCGGUAGAGCACAUUGGAUCCGAGUUGAAAAGGGAGAUAACCAUUGACAAGGACAAGGGUAGGCUGUCCAAGAAUCGAAUUCGCAAGAUGCUGAAAGAUGCGGAGUUGCACAAGUUGGAGGAUGCGGAGGUUUGGCAUAAGGCCGACGCGAGGAGAGCUUUGGAGAACUACACCUACGACAUGAGGGACACCACCAGAUGUGCAGCCGGGAUGAGAUCAGCCGACAAGAAGAAGGUAGAGGAGGCCUUCGAGGAUACUAUGAUAUUUUUGGGGGCAAGCUUUUCUGGAAAUUCUUAUGCUUGCUUAGGCAAGUUGGGGGAGCUUAAGGAGAUUUACGAACCCAUUAAAGCCAAGAUGGCCCACACCACGGAUUCCAUUUCAGAAUAUAAGUCUCAACUCGCUCACCUUUCAGAAUAUACGAUCAAGGCACGUGAAUUUUUCAGCAUAAGAGUUUUUUGGUUUUUUCUCUUUUUUUAUAUUUUUUUCUUAUUGUUUCCCAUGCAAAAUAUACAAAUUGACCAAACUACCCCGCAGAAAAUUCAAAAGUCCAAUUCUGAAUUCUGA
This is a messenger RNA of Salvia splendens (bonfire salvia), 2046 nucleotides long. Its product is annotated as heat shock 70 kDa protein 18-like. Gene Ontology annotation, molecular function: ATP-dependent protein folding chaperone; ATP binding. Lineage: Eukaryota; Viridiplantae; Streptophyta; Magnoliopsida; Lamiales; Lamiaceae. The transcript has 2 exons. The record is from RefSeq and is a predicted model, not a curated record. Bases 1 to 2046 code for a protein of 681 amino acids.